Molecule: messenger RNA, 1143 nt
Organism: Aspergillus bombycis
Lineage: Eukaryota; Fungi; Ascomycota; Eurotiomycetes; Eurotiales; Aspergillaceae
Exons: 5
Coding region: 1-1143 (380 amino acids)
Source: RefSeq, a predicted model, not a curated record
AUGGACGCCUCAAUGUCCAUCAACGUGACGCCGGUCGUCUCUGUUGCCCUUGUAGUUGUGUCAACCAUAUUUCCGGUCUUGUCUCUGUUAUCGAUUAUUCUCCGGUUUCAAGCUCGCCGAAUAGGACGCUUGAAACUUGCAGCCGAUGACUGGUGGAUCUUGGCAGGAUGGCUCCCUACUUUUGGUUUGAGCCUCACGAUUUGGAUUUUCGGUAGCAUCACCGGUAUCGCCAAAUACAAAGUCAAUUUAGCAGCGGGGAUUCAGAGAUCGUUCCAAUGCAUAUUCAUCUGUAGUGCCAUUCUGCAAGUUAGCCUAUCUGCCGUCAAGAUCUCGAUUUUGUUAUUCUAUAAGCGAACAUUUUCGGUCCCUAAGUUCCAGAUCGCUAUAUACACAGCCAUCGCUAUUGUUGGUUGCUGGGGAAUUGCCUUCUUCUUGCUGAUUCUUCUAGAAGGCGAGCCGAUCAGCAGGGCAUGGACGGGAAAAGGACACUUCAGAUUCGAUCAAGUUGCCAUGGAGUUCGCUCAAUCUGCCACCAGUAUCGCAUUGAAUGUCGCUGUCUUGCUGCUCCCCCUCCCCAUGCUUUGGUACCUGCCCAUGUCUCCCCAUCGAGUGUGGGAUCUGAUUCUUGUCUACGUCUUAGGUGCACUGGCCUACGCGAAUCAUAGUUGCUGCGCUGCUGCUAUUGUUCGACUCGUUUUGCUCCAUGCCUCUAUAGCCAAGGAGGCUACCGACUUAUCCGUAGUCCACAUCCACACCAACCAGCUUAUCUUCAUGAUCAUCGAGACCAACUGUUCGAUCAUUGCCGCCUGUUUACCAUGCUACGGUGCCCUUCUCCGAGGGGGGCAAUCACUUGCAUCGAUCGUCCGAUCCUUGGCCAUCCACGGCCGGGCCGACUCCCAGACCGAUUCCAGUUUUACAAGCCUCCGUAGCGGCAAGCACUACCCGAUCCACGGAAUCAGGGAUUUGUACGCCGAGACAGGCUCUCAGGUCGAACUCACCGGGCCCAGGGAUCGUUGGUCGCGAACGACAACACAGGUCACCAUCAAGGUCAGCGGGAACGCGCGCCAGAACGAUGAGUGUCUCUCGCCAGGGAUUGUGGUCCAUACCGAGCUUGAUAUAUCCACGAAAGGGACUGAUGUUUAA